This is a messenger RNA of Pseudogymnoascus verrucosus, 3709 nucleotides long. RefSeq lists its product as uncharacterized. Gene Ontology annotation, cellular component: NatB complex; cytoplasm. Lineage: Eukaryota; Fungi; Ascomycota; Leotiomycetes; Thelebolales; Thelebolaceae. The record is from RefSeq and is a predicted model, not a curated record. The coding region runs from base 336 to 3518 and encodes 1060 amino acids. The transcript has 9 exons. Gene Ontology annotation, biological process: N-terminal peptidyl-methionine acetylation. Gene Ontology annotation, molecular function: protein-N-terminal amino-acid acetyltransferase activity.
CUUUGCUCCUAGCGAUAAUCCCCUUAUCACGAUAUAGUCCCGACUGCGCCGGAGCUGUCUUGUCAAGCUGCAUCGGCUUAAAGCAGCACGCGAAGCGAAAUAAUUGCAGUGGCUCAUAAACACAAAACAUUAUGUGGUUUUUUUUCGCGUUUAUAGCCUCUUCUCUAUCCAAACCAAUUUGGGGUCAACGAACCAUCAUAUCACCGAUCUCAUAUUCCUACAUUCAACUGCUACGAAAGCUUGCUGGCUUUCGUUCGAGAAGCGUAUGGUGCACAGUGUUCCUCUCAUAACAUUUUGUGUUGUCUCGGUUGGCGUCGUCGGCGCAGCAGCCCAAAAUGGGGGCCUUCUUCCCGGACCCGCGCACGCAGCAGCAUGUCCCUAUAUGCAAUGCCAUUGAGGCCGGGGACUUCAGGCAGGCGUUGAAGCUUGUAGAGAAACGCUUAGCUAAGACCAGUGACACGUACUUGGUGGCUUUGAGGUGCUUUAUACAAUCACAGCACGAUCUGGCUGUUCACAGAAACACAGCAUACAUUCGCCUUGCAACCUUGAGCCAACCAGGUUGCAAGGAGAUCAUCUCAGAUAUUGAUGAGCUGAAUAUUUAUGAAGAAGCUGCCGCAGCCAUGUUUCCUAACCAAGAAGAAAAGAAGGCAGCUGCUUUCACUUCGAAGAUGCGUCUCGCAGCUGUGAGGGCAAACCCGAAGAAAGAGAAACUCGCCCAAGAUUGCUUCCAUGUUUGUGUCAAGCGUUCUGAUUGGGAUUACGCACAACAGAUUGCCACUGUCCUUGAGAAGAACUUCCCGGGAAACCAUGAGUAUCCUUUUUGGAAACUCACUGCUAUCCUUACCUUCACUGAAACCCGUGAAUGUGAUCCACAGAAGAGACAUAUUCUGCUGACCGUGGCAAGCCGCAUCAUGCAGACAUUUGCAGAUGCCACCAUCGAAGCAGCUGGGAAAUCCCCUCUCCCGGUUAGGUCUCUGCAAACCCCACAGGAGCUUUUGCUAUUCCACAGAAUAUUGCAGGCCACCGGCCAGACUGCAGCUCGUUUGAAGGCUUAUAAAGACCCAUAUAUUGGAGUCUCUUCAAAGAUUGCCAAAGGAGAAUGGGUUUUCAAAAGGGAUCAUGUUCUUCUAUUGGAGGAUGAAGGAGAAUGGCAGGAACUGGUUGAUGUCUGUAACGAUCUAUUGGAGGGAGCACAGUCAACGACUACGGGAAAAAUGAUUGAUGCUAGAGGCGCUGAUUGGAAAGUGUGGGAGGCAUUUAUCACUGCGGCGAUUGCCCUCCAAACCAAAGAGUCUCACGACAAAGUUCGUGAUCAACUCAAAGCGCAUCUAGCUCCUACUUCGGGCCUCAACAAAACAUACAAGCGAAACGCUUCAUUAGCGAAUCUAUCUUUCUGCUUCGAAUUGCAGAAAGACGGCGAAAAUCGUACCUUUGUGAUCCCGUCAGGAUCUCGUUUCCCUGGAAUUGACCCUAGACAAGCCGCUCUUAUGACGCACCUAUCCCAAUAUGGACAUACAGCUUCAGCAUUUGGCGAUGUGAAACGCUAUGUCGAGACGUUUUCACAGGGAGAGAUCGCGGAGUUAUUUGGCAAGGGCAUUCCUAUUCUGGGCCUUCGCUUUCCCUGGGCUUGGGUGGAUGAAGUAGAAGAUGUGGAAAAGCCCGAUAUUGCACCACGAGAAGAGUUAUCGGAUGUUGGGCUGCGUACGUCCCAUGUUACAAUGCAGAAGUUGGAAAUUUUCUACCACAAUUGCAACCUUCCUCCUAUCCCAAAUGGGGCCGACUACGAGUCUAUCGCGUCUACUGUCGAGUCUAAUGAUGAGUACACUACUUGCACUUGGUGCGGAAACAAGCGUUAUGUGUGGUGCGAGCGAUGCCAGAAAGCAAACGUCAUGAGGCUCGUCAGAGAUUAUUCCACCGCCAUGAAGGGUUUCAAUAUCGGAGGACCAUGGGUUGAAGGACGUCCCAUUGGGAUACCUAAGCAUUUGAAGCUACUUCCAACUGAUACCCACCCCCUUGAUGACAUGGCUAUUAUGGCUGCAAUUAGCCUUAUCAAGUUAACAGCAACCCCGUAUCCUCGAUUCUGGGCCAAACCACAUGACUUUGAAAUGAGGCAUGGCCAUCAGCGUCUCAUUCAAGCGGCGGCCUUACUCGAGUUUGCUCACUCCAAAUCAGCUGCGAAUACUCAAAUCCUACUGCUGCUGGUCAAACUGUACUCCAUGAUGGGUGCAGGCUCUCUUGCUUUGAGGGCUUACAACAAGUUGAACAUUAAGCAGAUUCAAGGCGAUACGCUUGGAUACAUCAUCUUUGACAGAAUUUCUUCUCUUCAUCCACACCCAGUUCAAGAUGAGAUCAACGGCACUGCUCAGACUCUCGAUCCAGCGGCUAAUAUCGCCAGCGUUCAGCGCAUGUACGGAAAUGUCCGCGGCCAGAUCAACAACAACUGCAAGAGAUCAUUUGAAGCUGGAAGCUACGAUUCAGUUUGCCAACUCGUGAAUGCCUCUGACAAGUUGUCCCGCAGCAUCGGAACUGCGAUAACCGUCAUUGAGCUGCGCAAGAUAGUGCGUAUGACAGACCAAAAUGCGGUUUUUACUAAGCAGAGCCAGGGAUAUGAUUUGCUUCCAUCUAACCCAAUAGCCAACCAGUUUGCCAAUAACUUGGAUUACAAGUGCUACCCCGAUUUCGAGACCUCUAGUUGCCCCCCAGUUGAAAUGUGGCUACGCUUAGGGCCAGCACCAAGUGAUUUCCGUGCCCGUAGUGCUUUGCUGGUGGAUGAGCUCUGGAUGCUUUUCCGCAACCAAACUGAUGGCAAAUCAAAAACCAACUCUGCUCUCAAAUCUCUCGAGAGAUCGCUCUCCGUUAUGGAAAGCCUCAAGGUGAGAGUUGAUAUGACUGGACAUGAAAUAUGCCAGCAUGCCGUCGCGGUUGCCCUCACCCAUUUCAUCGUCACCACCUGCCUCGAGAACCCAAAGCACGACGUGACCCGCAACAGGAGCGUACGCCAUCCUGUUACAAACAUCACCAAAUUCAUGGGGAAUCUCAAGAAUGUCUGCAAAAUCGACCUCGGUGCCAUAAGAUACUAUCCCAGCUUCAUCGGGACAUUGCACCCGCUGUAUCUCGCGCACGAGACGACAUCGCUGAUCAUCGCGGCGGCUAAGUUCGUCAACAGCAAGUCGGUCGAGACUCAUCCCAAGACCUGCGAGGUAAUGGAUGGCCUGGCUGUCCAUGCUAGGGAGGUCCAGCAAUUGGUGGUCGACACCGCUGAACAGGUCAAGGUGAAAAUGAAUGGCGGAGGCUGGAUCGACAGGGUCAUGACUUGGUUGUGGGAGGAACCAGUAGGUGACCCAAAUGUUGCGAUUAUGGACUGGUGGCACCCCAAGUUUGCCCAUACACCAGGACGUUGGGUUGCGCAAGAGCUCGGCCAGGAGUUUUGUGAGUGGUGGGUCGGAGAGUUGGUCGACAGCUGGAAGGAGUCGGUCAUCGGACUGGCUGCUCUUCGGGUCGACGAGAUUAAGAAGUGAGAGAUUCUGUUUGAGCGAAGUCAUGAGCAUGGUUAUGGCGCGGUGCAUAGCGAACUGAGGAAAACGCAUGGCUAGCAGAUGGGACGCGUUUGAGAAUGUAUGUCUAGUUCUGAUGCACAGAUUUCACACCACUCCACGGAUAGUGUAUAUCGGCGCCUGAAAGUAACAGACAUUCAAUUAAAUUAACGUGA